UACAUCGAAGCGAGCGAAGCGUAUGAUUCUGUUUGUUGAAAACGAAAUAUAUUUUCGAUAGAAAAGUUCUUUGAUUCUCGUUUAUAUCGUAAAGUUGUCGUAAUAAGCGGAGUUUUCUUUUCGAAUUUUUGUUUAAUAAUUUUUUUUUUGUUGGCAGAGAAUUGAUUUUUUCUUCGUCGGUUGGAAAUUAUCUACACGUGUGUGAUACUCUUGUGAAUCCAUAAAAUUGCUACAACGGAAGUGAGUUGAACAUUACCAGCAAGAAAAAAUAAAUAAAUGUGCGAGUGACUAACAAAAGAAAAAGAAUUGUCCUGGUGGUAUAUUGGAGGCAAUAAAAUGUAAAUGCAAAACAAAUACAAUUUUUGGCAUCCAAUUUACGUAUUAAAAACGAAAGAAAUAAACAAAAUAAAUCUCGGGAUCGUGUAGCAUGCUUAAUGAAAAAAUAAACACGAAAAAUAUUAAAAUUUUAUUUAUUUAAGAAAUUUUGAAUUUUCUAUAUAUACACACGGAAGUGGCUGUUAUACGGUUCCCCUUUAACCCACCCUUCGCAUAAUUGGGAUAUGGAUAAAUCUAUACGGAUCGCACUACAUUAGAAAAAGAAAGGAAAACAUUCAAAAUCCAUUAUCACCGGGAUUCGGAUUCGCUUUAAUAUUUUUAUUCUCUGGACACUUUUGUUAUAUGAUAAAGAAUGACUAUCAAGUGGGCGAUACUGUUAGCUUUGGUGCACAUGAUAUUCCUUGAUGGGGUUAUCUGUUUCGGAAAUUGUCCCGUUGAGUGUUCUUGUGGUUUAGACGACAGAGGAAGAUUGCAGACGAUAUGCAACAAAGGGAAUAUGCGCAAAUUUCCGGAACGUCAAAUUGAUACAAACGUUGAAGUCAUACGAAUCACUGGCCGAGGAAAUACGUUCACCAUCGGAUCGCUAUUCAGUUCGUUUACGAAAUUAGAAAUUUUACAAAUAACCGAUUCAAAUGUGCCUGCUAUCGGACAGCACUCCUUUUGGGGUGUGCAGAGCCUGAGAAUGAUAGAUUUGGCUAGAAAUAACAUUACGACCAUCACCGAUGAUAAUUUCCGAGGACAAGAUGGUUUGCAUGAAUUGGAUUUGUCGGGGAAUAAAAUUCAUCGAAUGGCCAGUGGAGUCUUUUUUCAUUUGAAAGAUUUGCGUCGUCUUAAUUUGGCCGAUAAUUCCAUCGAGGAACUGGUGUCGAGAACAUUUUAUAUGCUAAGUAAAUUGAAGUACUUAGACUUAAGUGGAAAUUCAUUAAAUGAUUUGCCUCCGGAUGUGUUCAAAGAUAUAACGGAAUUAAGAGAUUUGAAGUGUAGACGAUGCAAUUUGAAGAAAAUCAAUCCACAAGUGUACAAUAUAUUGCAGCACUUGAGUGUGUUAGAUCUGGGUGAUAAUGAGUUGAAAUAUUUAGAAAAAGAAGAGUUCCACGACCUAAAGCGGCUCAAGCAAAUACGCAUUGACGGGAAUCAAUUAUCUGUUGUCAUCGACAAUUUGUUUAUUCGUCAGAAAAGUUUGGAAUUUUUAGAUCUGUCGAGAAAUCGGUUAGCCAAAGUGACGAAUGGUGCAUUCAAUAAUUUAACCAACUUAACCCAUCUCGAUUUAUCGUACAACAAACUUGUUCGCUUGGAUACGGUCAGUGUGGAGCCGUUGAAGCGAUUGCAACAUUUAAACAUAAGCGGAAAUUUGCAAAUGGAUUUAAUUGAUAUAAAGGACACGUUUCAGUCACUGCGAGAACUUCGUUCGCUAUUUGUGGCUGAAAUGGGUCCAUUGCCAAUGGAGUUAUUGGUUCCGUUUAGGCAGCUGAAGGCACUUAAUCUCUCUGGAAAUCAUUUGGACAACGCUUUGUUGCAAAUACUUAAACCAGUUACAUCGUUGGAGCUUUUAGACUUAUCCAGAAACCAAUUGAAUGGUGUCAAUGCAGCAAUAGCAUCGAAAUUACGUCGGAUUAAAGACGUUAUUUUAACAAAGAAUCCCCUCAUAUGCGACGUAUGCCAUUUGGGGUCAUUGAUUUCCGUCAUGCCAUCGGUGGAAUGGCCAACGAUACCUGAAUGCUUUCUGCCGGAAUCGUUGCGGGGCGCAUCUGUCAUUGAUAUCAAUGUGAAUGCAUUGGACGAGUGCAUGGAUUUCUUUCAUGACGAAGGACAUGAUGCGGCUAGCACAUCGCACAAUUUCUUAGAACGAAGUCUACUUAUUGGAAACUUAAAUGUGCUAGCGUUCGUAUGCGGUAUUAUAUUUGUGAUGUUUGCUGCAAUUGUAUUAAUUAGUCUCGUUUACUACUCCAGACAUCGAGCUAGAUAUUAUACACAUGAGGAAAAGCGUGGUGAGGCUGGCGAAAAAAGCUUGGAUAUACUUACAAUUAAAGGCAAUGAAAUCAGUUUUAAAUUUCCAAUUGAUGAUCGAGUGUGUACAAUCGAUGAAUUGGUACCACCAUCACCACCGCCACCACCCAGGUGUAAAGCACCGAUAACCAAAGAAUGACUAACGGUUGAGAUAAAUUCGAAACUGUGAACGCUAAAUCGUGUGUGAAUGUGUGUAGUGAACGCAGUGUUUAAUAGUAAUUAAUAAAAUGAAGGAAAAAAAACCGAUUCAUUUGAGGCAGACACCGCACUGCACUUUAUGAACUUUAUGUACUCUAUGUGAGUUGAAUCAAAUUUUUAUUGUAUUGUACAUGGUAUGGAUGAGUGAUAAAAUAGAUAUUUCGGAUGAACAAUGAUAAAUUGUAGCAGAGUUAAGUGGAAAGGAAAAUUAAAAAUUUUAAUAUUCUAAUAGGAGUAAGUUUCUUGAAAUAAAAAUAUUUAAAAAAAAAUGCAGAGAAAAACGUUAAUAUUUGGUGUUAAUAAAAGCAUUCGACUACAAUGUAAAAUUCCAAGACACAAACACAAACAAGGUAUAGUAAAUACAAUUUAUUAUACAUUUUAAUAGUAGAGAACCAUUCGUGAUAAGCAAAGUUAAGCAACCAAAAAAAAAACUAUAAAAUGAAAUUCAUUAAAAAAAUGUUAAAAAAAUUUGUUAAUUUUGGUAAAAAGAAGAGAGAAAGAGAGACGAGAAUUUUAUUGUAUAAUUGAGCGAAAAAUGCAUUUGAAAUCUUAAACUGUUUUCCCAUCAACAAUACCAAUCCAUAUUACGCUUUACGUCGAAACCCCACUGACAUAAGGCUACACAAAUGAAAAUUUUACGAAUUCCGCACUUCAAUUUUGUUUGCAAUAAUCCGUCUCUAGCGAUCGGUAAACAAUUUACUAUAACAAACAGAAAAGCGUUCAUUUCAUUCUAGCAGUAUCAAAUACUCAAGUGUGUAUGGAUGGAAGGAUUUGGAUUUGGUGUUUUUUUGCCAACUAUUUUCUGAUGAAAUAAAUAAAAAUUUCAACCCAAAAACGGUAUCAAAAUCAACAUAUCGAACAGAGGUGCAUUAAAUCAAUUCGAAAUUCUUUGAAUACAUCAAAUAGGAUGAGCUUUGAAUUCCAUGAAUAUUUUCCACCUGAUAUGUGCGUUUCAAAUGGAUUUUUUUAUAGGAAAUUAAAAUUGCGUGCUUAAUGGCGCACAUAAACGGUAGUCAGCUGGACAUUUCUCGUCGAUCUUUGAGUUUUUUUCGUUUGCAAACUCACUCUCAACCUUUCACGGACAGUAAGCAGAUUUACAAACGGAGCUGAUCUACUACUUCAUUUAAUAUAAUUUUUUUCAAGAGAUUGAUUUCAAAUCUUUUCGUUCAUUUUUGAACAUGCGGUUUGCUGUAUCAUUAGUCAGAGCUUGUGGUUUAUUUUUGAGGUCGUUAUCGAUAACAGAUGAUUUUCGUCCAUAACAGGUUAAAGACCAUUUGAACGACUAUCUUUUUAAUGAUACCUUCCCUUGCUAGAAGAUCAGUUUUCUUUUAAAAACCUUUUAAUUUAAAAUAGCUUUUUUCGCACCUCAGACAUGAAAAUGACUUUUCGUGCCCUUGAACGCUUGAAUAAUAUGAUGGGUAUGAUGAACACUUUGAUGACAAAACGAAAAACAUAAAUAUUUAACAACUGUUUGCUGGCUAUGAAAACAAGCUCUGGCAAAACUUUUGUCAUUUUGAAAAGAUCAAACCAUCAAUUGAAUGUUUUAAGAUUUCAAUUUACAUUUUUUCGUGUAAGAGAAAAUUCAUAUCAAUAUAUUUAUUGUGCUUUGAAUAGCAGUGCUUUUUUGAGUGCGUACAUCGUAUGCUCGAAGUCACAUUCGAGCAUGUUGCAGCUAAUAUUUAGUUUGUAAUUAUUUCGCUAAAUAGUUGAAGAAUCACGAACUACAAUUCUCGUAAUAUGAUCAGAGAUUUAAGAUCGGGUGGUCGAUCAUACCUCGAAUAGAAACACAAAACUAAGCCACGAAAACUUUCAAUUUGCUGUUGUGGCUUGGCUCCCAUCAAAAGAUAAAUAUAUUCGAUGCAGAGAAAUCUCAACUAUAAUUAAAAUACAUCAUCCGCAUGUUCCUUGCUGUACAGCUUAAAUGACUUUUGCUAGUUUCCCCACUUUUACCUUCCUUUAAAUUGUGUAAGUGUAAGACACCAAUGUUGAAUGGAUUAAAACUGACUCUAUACCUUUCAAACCCAUUAAAAAAGUAUAAAAACAAAAUCAUUCUGGAUGGAGACGAUGUUGUUUAUCCAGAUGAAAUUUUAUUUAUCUUUUACAAAUCUCGGCAAAAGUUUAUUUCGUCUGUUUGUUUUCCUGAAUCUCAUUAGAAUCAUAAAAUAGCUGAGCAUCAAAGAAUCUGUGAGUAAAUAAAUUUACAUUGUAUUACGUGUAGACGAGACAACCAAAUUGUUUUUAAAAAAGUACAAAAUUUUAUUUAA
Molecule: messenger RNA, 4805 nt
Organism: Bradysia coprophila
Lineage: Eukaryota; Metazoa; Arthropoda; Insecta; Diptera; Sciaridae
Gene: rdo
Product: leucine-rich repeat domain-containing protein reduced ocelli
Molecular function (GO): protein binding
Source: RefSeq, a predicted model, not a curated record